Molecule: messenger RNA, 1524 nt
Organism: Cadophora gregata
Lineage: Eukaryota; Fungi; Ascomycota; Leotiomycetes; Helotiales; Ploettnerulaceae
Exons: 3
Coding region: 1-1524 (507 amino acids)
Source: RefSeq, a predicted model, not a curated record
AUGGCUUCGCGUCCUCCACUGCCGGAAUUCCUGUGGUCACAGUCCAUUGAGACAGACAAUUACAAAGACUACCAGCCGUGGAAACCUCAUACUUCUAUCGAUGGAGCUAUAUGUCAUGCGUGCAAGGAAUUUUGCGAAAGUGUUCUUCAUGGGAACAUCUUCACUCACGAGAACUGGAAGCACGAGAGACCAGGCCACUCGCUAUUGACACACACAGAGCGUUAUGCUUGGACUUCGCAUUACGACGGAAUCCUCACGAAGUUGAGAGCUUCAGCAGACGGCGGUUGUGAGCUGUGCGCCGUGUUUGUGGAAAUAGACCGGACAAGCCCCAAGCCCUCCCCGAAGGACACAUUUCCUGACGAACCAGCCAAUCCCGAAGACAUUUGCUACAGAAUAUGCAUAGAUCGUCGUGAAGAAAGCAUUGUAGAGGUCGAGGCUUCACACUCAUUUGCUAUUGAGUUCUAUAAAAAGUCUACCGGUCCUGAUCUACAAAGGGGUUAUAGGAGUAUGGGCGCGCCACCAAUGGCAACCCCGCGACUUCCAAAGCACGUCAAUUUCUUCUUUCUUAGAUACGCUGACGAUACUGCCCCAAGGUCUUUAUAUACUGAGGGUCUGUUCCACGAAGAUCCCCGUAGGAAAGUUGUUGUGGAGCAAUCGGGAUGGCCGAUCCUAUUGGCAGCUGAUGCGGAGGACAGAGGAUCAGUGCAAGCUCUGAUGCGUGCGAGGAAGUGGAUUUGGCAGUGUCUCAAGACUCAUCCACGCUGCUCUAGAGAACCAGCUAUAUUGCCAAAGCGAGUGAUCGAUAUUGGGCUUACUCCAGAUUCGGCCAUACGGCUCCACAUUCCAGAUCCUGAAGACCAAGCAGUGACUCCAUACGUGGCACUUAGCUACAGUUGGGGCGAAGGACUUCCUCUUCGAACGACCAAAGAGAAUCUGAAAAAGCACUGCGAAGAGAUACCAUUCGUGGACUUUCCAAAAACCUUGCAAGACGCUUUACAUGUUACGAGAGGCCUAGUGCUUCGAUACAUCUGGAUUGAUGCUCUUUGUAUCGUUCAGGAUGACGCACAGGAUUGGCAAGAGCAAGCGGCUCUUAUGGGUGAGAUAUAUCAAGGAUCGAUACUCAAUAUCUCGGCCACGUCUUCCUCAAGUCUUGACUCCGGGUUUUUGCAACGUACUGGAAGAGGCGCCUUCUCCGCGCGUGAGAAUUGGUCGAUACUUUCACAGAGAUGGCAACAACAAUGGUGGCAUAUACAUUGGUGCCUGUGUCUCGCGAGGUGGGUUCAGUCCACCAAGAGAGCUAAAUGGGAGCUUCUUGUCAAGCCGUGGAUGGGUGUUUCAAGAGCAAUUGAUGUCUACAGCGACGCUGCACUACAUGGCUCAGGAAAUGGUAUGGGAAUGUGCGACUGUAAUCACGAACGAAGAAUUUGCCGAUGCGAGGAACGUGAGCACCCGCCUGAUGCUCGAUGGAUGGAAUCGGCUGACACAAAUGAAGUGGGGGUGGGUCAAUUAUUUGAGCUCCAAUAA